Messenger RNA from Enterospora canceri, 1176 nucleotides. NCBI's taxonomy places the organism in Eukaryota, Fungi, Microsporidia, Enterocytozoonidae. The record is from the annotation of a GenBank genome assembly.
AUGACUGAGAGCAACAGACCACAAGAUGAUUCGAAGACAGUGGUGACACCGUGGGAAGUAGUCGCCGAAGAGGGAAAACUGAUCAACUACGACCACAUCAUCGAGCAAUUCGGCUGCCAGAAACUAACGCGUGAUCACAUCACUGAUUUGGAGAAGUGUCUGGGAGAGAAUACGCAUCCACUGCUGAGAAGGCUCCUCUGCUUUGCUCACAGGGACUUUGAUAAAAUCAUUGAGCUGAUUAAAGAGAAGAAGAAGUUCUACAUGUACACAGGAAGGGGGCCAUCAAGCGAAUCAAUGCACAUUGGACACGCUGUUCCGUUCCUGCUUUGCAAGUACUUCCAGGACGUGUUCAAAUGCCCCAUUGUGAUUCAGAUAACUGAUGAUGAGAAAUUCAUCUUCAAGGAGAACCUGACUCUGGAAGACUCCAUUAAGUACGGAAUGCUGAACAUAAGGGACAUCAUUGCAUUUGGAUUUGAUCCAAAGCUGACGUACAUCUUCUCCAACUACAAAUCAAGCAGUAUUUUUGAGAAGAAUACACUCAAGAUCAGCAAGUUGAUCAGCCUGAACGAGGCAUUCAAGGUCUUUGGCUUUGGAAUGAAUUCGAGCAUUGGAAUGGCGCAAUUUCCAGCCAAGGAAAUAGCACCGGCGUAUUCCAGCUCAUUUCCAUUUCUUGAGAAAAACACGCCUGUUUUGAUUCCAGCAGCAGUUGAUCAGGAUCCGUAUUUCAGGCUGGCGAGACACAAGGCCAACAUUCUGGGCGAGUUGAAGCCAACUUCGCUCUACGUGAGCCUGUUGCCUGAUUUGCGUGGCCCAAACAGGAAAAUGAGUGCUUCUGAUGAGAACUCGUCUAUUUUUCUGUCUGACACCCCUGAGGAAAUUGAAAGGAAAAUCAGAAAACACGCAUUUUCAGGCGGCCAGGCCACGUUGGCCGAGCAAAGGGAGAAGGGCGCGUGUCUCGAUUCAGACGUAUCGUAUCAGUAUCUGAAAUACUUCAUGGAAGACGAGGAUAGAUUGCAUGAGAUUGGUAGGAAAUACAGUAAGGGAGAAAUGUCUACUGCAGACAUCAAGACAAUAUGCGUAGAAGAAGUACAGCGGUUUGUUAGGUCGUUCCAGGAGAGUCGAAAGCGUGUUAGUGACGAUCAGGUUGCUGAAUUCAUGGAUUUGAGUAAAAAGUGA